AUGGGCGCCUAUUGGAUGAAUAAAUGUGCUCAAGCAGCGAAAAACUUCGAUCAAGAAGCAGCAAAAGAAGUAAAAGAUCAAUUUCGAAAAAGUUUCGAAAGUUUUGAUGCUGGUAUUCAAGCAUUUGAAAAAAUCAAUGAUAAAUCAAAUAUAGCUUUAUUACAUUCAAAGCUGGGUCGUUUAAUGAGCUAUUACGCACAAUUUUAUGCACCUGUAGUCAAUGGAGUUCGUCAGGAAUUCUAUCAACAAAAACGACAAAGUUAUCAAAAAGCAUUUGAUUAUUUUCAUCGAGGUUUAAAAUUAAUUGAAAAUCGUCCGGAUUUGUCCGAUAUUUAUCGUACUUUAUCAUGGGAAUUAUCAAAUACAUAUUUUACAAUGGCUACAUCACUUCAAGAUUAUGCGCCAUUGAUUACAAUGUCACAAGAUGAUGUAAGUCGAAUAAGAAAAAAAUCGGUAUUUUGUUGA
Messenger RNA from Rotaria socialis, 465 nucleotides. NCBI's taxonomy places the organism in Eukaryota, Metazoa, Rotifera, Eurotatoria, Philodinida, Philodinidae. The record is from the annotation of a GenBank genome assembly.